Molecule: messenger RNA, 2024 nt
Organism: Dendronephthya gigantea
Lineage: Eukaryota; Metazoa; Cnidaria; Anthozoa; Malacalcyonacea; Nephtheidae
Product: neuronal calcium sensor 1-like
Exons: 9
Coding region: 112-921 (269 amino acids)
Molecular function (GO): calcium ion binding
Source: RefSeq, a predicted model, not a curated record
GCGAACAGGUGGCAAGCCAAGUCCUAAUGCGUAGUGCGAAUGUCUGAGUCAAUAGCCAGUGAAAUGCAUAAAGAAUUGACCGCUUUCAAUGAAAGGAUAUGAAUUCAGACGAUGGGGAAAAUGGGGACAAGGAAUAGCCGAUCAAUGCAUGAAGCUCCUUCCGUCGACGAAGGCCCAGAUGCCGACAUUGAGUCACCAAGGUCACCUCGAGAUAACUGCAUGUCCAGUUGUGAAAACAGUCUUGAUGAACGCGGUUCAAAGAAAGGCUCAUUUUUGCGUAUUUUACGAGGUCGAAGAGCCAGAAACAAGUCUCAGGGUAGCGAAGGAAUGAUGUCUGAUGCCUGCUCUCUGGAAUCAUCAUUCAACUGUGCAGCAGAGCGAAGCGAGGGAAUUGACGGAUUGCUGUUGAAGACGAAAUUCACAAGGGCAGAGUUGCAAAGAAUGUACAGAGGCUUUAAAAAUGAUUGUCCUGAAGGUUAUGCCGAUAAGGAGGCAUUCAAGAAAAUUUACGCUCAAUUUUUUCCUCACGGAGACUCCGGACAAUACGCUGGUCUUGUUUUCAACGCAUUUGACCUGAGCAGAAGAGGAAAGCUUUCAUUCGAGAAUUUUAUACUGAGACUAUCGACUGCACUGCACGGAACCACAGAGGACAAACUAAGAUGGAUGUUUCAUAUUUACGAUGUUGACGGGGAUGGAAUCAUUUCAAAACCAGAUUUGAACGCCGUGGUUUCGGCUGUCCAUAAUUUAAUCGGAUCUUCCGGGCCAAAUGAGAAUCACGCCAUUAACAAUCAAGUGCGUCGAAUCUUUGAGAUUCUUGAUAAAAGUGACAGUGGCUGUGUGACGCAAGAUAUAUUUAUCGGCACCUGUGCAAAUGACGAAUGCAUCAGUCAAAGUCUGGCAAUGUUUGAUUCAAAAAGAUGAGAUCGUAAAUUAUUGGAUGUUCGUUUGGACAGUUUUUUAUUGCUUAGAACGAGAUAUAUUUAUGGUUGCUUAUAAUGGUUUCAUAGAUCUUUUUAUCUCCUUAUGAAAAUCAAAAAUAAUGAAGGGUCUCUUGCAGGGACGAAACGAUAAUUGCGAUAUCACCAGAUCCGAUAUUUGGGGGUGCAUAUUCAUAUACUCGUUGAUUCUGCCCGACGGAUUUCAGGCCGAACAGAUUAUAUUAAUAUUCACCCUUUCCCCAAUUAUCACCCUUUCCCCAAUUAUCACCCUAGUCUCGUUCCUGGUCUCUUGGUAGUUUAUCCCAAGACAGCGAGGCCUAUAUGCUGUGAACACCCUGAAGCUUGCUAAUUUUUUAUUAUUACCACAGAGGGAUAGCCAAGGUGGCAGUCGCGGUGGGCGUCUUCCUCUGUUAAAAUUAUCCCCCCCCGAGAGAAUUAUUUCAUAAAAGCCGGUCCCAUCUGUGUACUUAACCUCGUUGGUCAAAAAUCCUGGCUACGCCUCUCUCCAGUAGAUAAGGGAGGGAGGGGGGGGUUAUGAUACUUCUACAAAGCCGCUAUCUUAUGACAGUAAAACUUCUUUUAGUUUAUCUUAAUAUGCAAGCCCAACAUUAAAUUAGUGUUCGCCACUGAUUUCAAAGUCAUUUUUUGUUCAAAAGGGCUUCACCAACUGAGCUUCAAAUCUUACUAACUUUAUAGUCGAUCAGUGGCGAGUUUAAUAUUAAUACAUAUGAUAAAAUGAAUACAUUUUUAUGCUCUCAAAUGAGAUGAAUAUUUAAAACUGUUAGUUAAGUGAUAUAAAAUACAUGUAUUUAAUACUCAGAGUUCAACCACGUUUCUCUAAGAAAGGUGCACGGGGAAACAAUUUUAGCAGUUGAUUUGAGCAGCAGCAGAUGUUUUUGGUAAUAGAAGAAAGAAAUGUUUUCACUUUUAAUAGCUAGGCAAACAGCACCCUCAAAGUCUUGGAUGAAAGGAUUAAGUGAAAGAGACAACAACAGCCUUUGCCUUUCAGCAUCAUCAUGAGUCGCCAAGUGGUUAAGGCACCUACAACGUUCAAGCCGUUGGUUAGAACCUUGCAACCUUACGACC